GUUGACUUCCCCUUUGAACUUCUAGAACGACGUAUCUCGGCUUAUCAAUUGCGUACGAUUGAUUCUGUCGAAGAUGAGUCCUCGUCAUCUGGCAGAGAAGAUAGUUCACCUGAAUCGCCCAACCAGUUCCAGCAGCAACAGCAGCCGGGCGCAUAUGGUCAAUAUUUGGGCGUUAAUGGGCAGGCACAGCAUCAGGGUCGCUCGCGCACUAAGAAGACAAAAGGGCGCAGCAAAUCCUUGCAGCCGCCCACUAAUAUUGUGCCUUGGCGCAAGUCCUCGCGUCCGCACCGUGGACGCUCACUAGACAAGCAGCCAUUCCUGCCGGGCUUCAAGCCAGAGCCGAUCAAGUCGUGGACCGAAGAGACGAUUAGCUUAAAGGCCACGCCCAUUGAGAAAAAGAAGCCGAUACCCAAGCUAGAAGCCGCAAAGGUUGUCCUCAAGUCCAUCAAGUCUGAACGCGAUCAGGGCAUUAUGAGCCUGGGAGCUACUUUGGAGCAGAUUAUCGCUGGCAAGACCGAAAAGGAGGCCGUGCCUUGGAUAACAAUGCGUGAGAAGCUAAAGCAGGUGGAGAGUGUGCAACGACAGUUGAGCAAAUUUGACCUUGAUGAGGUCUAUUUGCGACCAUUAGAGGGUCAAAUCGAAACGGACCAUCAGCUGCCACAGCAAGCCCAACUGGAGGAAAUGCAACGAACCAAGGAAAUUCAACGCCUUAAGAGCAUGGAAAGCGUGGAAAUCAUGGAAAUGACUGACCAGAUUGAUAAGCUCAUCACCCAGCAGCAGAAUAACAAGGAUCUCAUUCCAUGGAAGGAGAUGCGGCAGCAGCUGAAGAGCGUGCAGCGGGUAACCAAGCAAAUUGACAAGUUCAAGAUUGACGAGGUUGAGCUGCGCCAUCUGCAGGCUCAGCAGAGUAUCGCUGAAGAUUUCCAGAGUGCCACUCAGGACACAGUUGUCAUGACCAUCGACGAUAGCUCCAAGAGCUCAAUUUCUAAGAUUAUGACCCGCGAUGAGAUUCAGCACUACGAGGACCAGUCGAAUAUCUACAAGCAGCAGUUCAUAACCACUGAAGACGUUAACAUAAUGCAUGUUUCAGAGCGCGAGAAGCUCGAGGCACAGAGGCUGAUAAGGGAACAGCAAGCUGUCAACUGGAGACAGCAGCAGCAGCGUCCUCAGCUGCAGCCACUAACCUCUGUCGAGGAUACGAUCUCACAGACCAGCGAGCGCCAAAAGAUUGUGCAGCAGCAGAGCCUUAUCGAAGAGAGCCAACGUCAGCAGUUUGUGCAAGUCGAGGACUCUCAGAUGAUGAGCAUUGAGCAGUAUGAGCAUCAGAAGAUGAUCAACCAGCGCACUCAAGGGGAGUCCUUCAACUGGCGUCAGCCACGUGAGCCGCAGAAGUUCAUUCAGGUUGAGGACUCAUCUCUGUUGCAUCUACAAGAGCGACAAGAUACCCAGGAACAACAGCUUAUACAGCCCCAGCCUGGUAUGUGGGAGCGUGGUAAGAAAAAGCCACAGCCUAUGCAACCCCAAGGUCCUAUUCCCCAAGAACAACAGGAACUCGUGGAGAAACCAAAGACAUAUGAGGAAAUGCACGAUGAGCUGAUUGAACCAGUUCCAAUGCAUCAGCCAGAGCCAGUGCCAGUUAUGUGGGAGCGUGGCAAGAAGAAGCCAGUCCAGCCACAACCGAAGACAUUCGAAGAGCUCCAUGACGUGCUGGAUGAACCUGUUCCGGUGCAGCAGCCGGAGCCUGUUCCUGUCAUGUGGGAACGAGGUAAGAAAAAACCAGUUGCUCAAGAAGUUACUGAUACUCAACAAAUCGUGGAAACAUCGCAAGUGGUUGAGCAACAAGUUGUCGAGGAGACUAAGAAAACGGCAGUACGGCGAGUAAUACCGCCGCGUGAGCCAGAGCAAAAGGUAGAGCAAGUGACUCUUAAGCCAACUCCACGACCGGCACCUAAACAAGCUCAAAAGUCUGAAGAAUUCCAAUUGAAACCACUCAAGACUACGCGAACCAUUCAACAAACUGUUCAAGAGUCAGUUCAAACGGCCACCGAAGAAACUCAACACAUUACGGAGGUGGCACAGAUCUCGAAAACACUUGAAGUUGCCGAGGAUACUUUGGAAGAAGUAACCACCAAGACCGUGGAGCCUCAGCCGCAGCCAGUAAUGUGGGAACGCGGCAAGAAGAAACUGCAACAGCCUACAGCUCAAGAGAUACCAAAGUCUCAUGAAGUUGCCGUUGAUACGCUUGAGGAAGAAACAGCUCCAGCUGUUCAGCCAGAGCCACAGCCUGUUAUGUGGGAGCGAGGCAAAAAGAAGCCCCAGCAGCCUAAAGCUCAAGAAAUUCCUAAGACUCAAGAAGUCGCUGUUGAUACUCUUGAGGAAGAAACAGCUCCAACUGUUGAGCCAGAGCCGCAGCCAGUGAUGUGGGAGCGCGGAAAGAAGAAGAAGCCAACUCAAAAAUCGGUGGAGGAGAUUGCUCCCGAGGUACCAACAAAAACAUUUGAGGAGGCAGUCGAUGUUCUGCCUGAGGAGCCUAAGGUUGAGGACAAGCCAGAGCCUGUUUUAUGGCAACGAGGUAAGAAAAAGCCGAAGCCAACCGAGGAGCAGCAUCCAGAUGAAGUCGAUGCCCAAAUCGAAAAGGUUGUUGAGGAGGAGCAACAAGUCGUUGAAGAAAAGCGUAAAAUCAAAAAGGUUAAGAAACCUAAGCUUCCACAGGAGCCAGUUGAGCAGCCUGAAGAAGAGGAGAUAAUUGAAGAGAAAGAAGAUAUCGUUGAAGAGGAGGAAGUAAUAGUGGAAGAAAAGCGUAAGAUAAAGAAAACAAAGAAACCAAAGAAAACUGCAGAAGUAACUGAAGAGCCAGAAGAGCCGGAAGAGCCAACGGAAGACAUUCCAGAAGAGGAAGUUGUCCAAGAGCAGGAAGAAUUGGUUGAGAAAAAGCGUAAAGUGAAAAAGACAAGAAAACCAAAACCAACAGAGGCAGAGCAAGAAGAAGAGGAAGUUGAAGAAGAGAUUCCAGAAACACAACCCGAAGCGGUUCCAGAAACCGAAGAACCUUCAGUUAAGGAGCCUACGAAAAAGAAGCCAGUUCCUAAAGUGCAAGAAGUGGAACAAGUUGAAAAGGUUACGCUUAAGCCCGUUCCCAGAAAACAGCAUCAACUACCUGAGAAAGAACAAGUUGAAGAAGUGACACUCAAGCCACGUGCAAAGACGUCAACUGUUUCCGAAGCACAACAACCCGAAACAACUGAAACUGAAUUUGUUGAGACAGAAAAAAUUGUUACAUUCGAGGACCAAGUAGUGGACGUAACUAAGAAGCGCGUUAAGAAAAAGAAGCCGAAGACAAAGCCUGAGAGUCAGGAAUCUAUCGAAGAGCCAAUUGAAGAACCUGUUGAAGAUAUUGAAGAGCAAGAAGAAGAAGAACCAGUAGAUAUCGAGCCUGUGGAGAAUGUGGCCGAGGAACAAGUUAUUGAGGAAGCACCAAAGGAAAAGGUUACGAGAGUCAAACCCAAAAAGGAAGAAGUUGUUGAAAUGGUUGAAGAAGUUGCUUUGAAACCAGUAACCAGACCAAAGAAACAAUUACCUCAAGAGGCAACAAUAGAAGAGGUACGUCUAAAGCCUACGAAACGCACAACUACCAAGCCUGAGGAAGUUAAGUUGGAAGAAGUCGACUUGCAACAUGUUGAAAAGGUAGAAGAGGAAAUCAUUCAGGAAGAGAAGCGAAAGGUCAAAAAGGUAAAGAAGCCCAAGCAUGAAGAACUUCCUGAAAUUCCAGAUGCCGAGCCAACCAUCUUGGAAGAGGCAGAGCUGAUCGACAUCGAGAAAGAGCCGAAGCCCGAAGAAGAGAAGCCACAAGUCCCUUGGAAGCGUGGUGAGAAGAAGAAGCCAGUUGCGGAGCCUUUAGAGGAAAAGCAAUGGCCAACUGGCAAACGGCGACCUCUGCCCGAAGAACAGCCUGAAGAGGUACAGCUCAAGCCCAUUCCAGCCAAACCUGUGGAAACUCCUGCAGCACCUGAAAAGGCAGUUUCUCCACCCGAGCUACAGCCUGAAGAAAAGGUUGAAAGCGAAGAUGAGAUUUCUGAUUUGGAGCCUCUGAAGCUCCCAGAAGAGAAACAACCCAAAGAAAAGGUUAAAAAGGAAAAGAAGAAGAAACCAAAGUUGAAGAAGGCCACGCCAUCAGUGGAUGAAGUUUCUGAAGAAGUGGCCCAGCCAUUUGCAGAGCCAAUUGCUGAAGAAGAUCAAGUUGAAGAGCUUCCAGUUGAUGAUGUGAAGGUUGUUGCUGUCUCCGAAGAUGUGCAGCCAGAAGAAGAAGUUGUGGUAACUGAGAAAACACCAGAAGCCAAACAAAAGGCACAUAAGAAGCGUACAAAACCACUGAAAGAAGUUUCGGUUGAAGGACAACCACAACUGCUGGAAGCAGCUGUUGCCGAAAUCGAAAAGGCUGAUGAAAUUUCCCAAGAGAUCUCACAAAAGACUAUUACUCUAUUGAAGAAGACUGAAGACACAAGACCUCAAUUCAUAACAACAGAGCAGCUUAUUGAACUCGACGUGGAGGACGUAAGACGCGAUCUGGAAAUGAAAAUCACAUCGAAUAUUAUUAAGAAGGAGAAACGGCGCGUUGUGCUCGAUGACAGCCAGCCUCUGCCCGAAUUGGAGCUAAUCACGCAGAAACGCAUUCAAGAGGGUAUUGACAAAGUGGCCGACGAGGAGCUGAUCGAGGAUCAGCAAUUGACUCAGAACUUGGAGGAAACAACAACGUCUGAAGUAAUUGGCCAGGAGCGCAAGCUAGUCAAAAAGAAGAAGAAGGAAAUCAAGCCACCGCGUAUCACAGAGAAGCUCCGACCACGUCAAUGUGUUCCCGAAGAGCCCACCAUCCUCGAAUGCAAAGUUGAAGGCGUACCAUUCCCAGAAAUCAAUUGGUACUUUAACGACAUGCUAUUGUUUGCAUCGGAAAAGUAUGAAAUCACCGUCGUGGAACAGGUGGCGAAGCUGAAAAUCGCGAAGGUCACGCCCAGUGAUGUGGGAGUUUACACCUGUGAGGCGAAGAACGAAGCCGGCGUGGCAACAAGUCGUACCAACAUAAUUUUAGAAAAAGAACAAGGAGUCGCGCCACAAUUUACGAAACCACUAAAGAUCGAGUUUACAGAGGAAAAGCAGCCCGAGCGGCUUAAGGUAACUGUAACGUGUCAGGUGACUGGCAAACCCAAGCCUCAAGUUAAGUGGUAUCGUGGUAUUGAGGAGGUGAUACCCAGCGAAGCCUUGCAGAUGUUUUAUGAUCAAGAGACUGGCGAUGUUGUCUUGGAGGUCAUAAAUCCGCCACCAAAUGAAGCCAUUACCUAUUCGGUUCAGGCUCAAAAUCAAUUUGGCCGCGCCAUUGGCAAUGCUAAUAUUAUGAGCCGCGUUGAUGAAGCGCCCAAAGAGAUUCUCAAGCCACCCACAGUUACACCGUUGAGUGCGGUUGUGGUUCCAAAUGGAGGUACUUUACUGUUCGAGGCCAAAUACGAUGGCAUCCCAAGACCAGAGAUCAAAUGGCUGCGCAAUGGCCGUGAGAUUAUCGAAAACGAGGAAACCAUUAUCGAAACCACCGAGACAACGACAACAAUCAAGGUUAUCAAUAUGACUCGUAAACGUACAGGAAAGUAUGAAGUUUGCGCAAAGAAUAAGGUGGGCGAGGCCAAGUCUUCUGGCUCUGUGGUUGUAUCUGAUCAAACACCCGAUAAGCAAAUCAGACCACCCAAAUUCAUUCAGCCACUUGAGCCGAAGUUCUUUGGAGAACAUGAAGUUGCAAUUCUUGAGGUUGUUGUCGAUUCAGAACCGCUCUCAUCCUUCCAAUGGUUUGUUCACAAUGAACCCAUUAAGAGCUCGAAUGAAUGCCGCAUUGUUAGCCAGGCCAACAAGUCAACGCUCUUGAUUGAGGACUUCCAACCGAAGUUCUCCGGACCAUUCACUUGUCGGGCUGAGAACGUUGGCGGCUCGGUCACAUCAACAGCAACAGUUAAUAUGCUGGAGGGCGCACCACAGGAAGAGGCUGUGGAGUUCGAGUCGCCACGCUUCAUUGAGGAAUUGAUUCAUCCCAUAGAUGUAAUGGAUGGUGAACAGCUGCUAUUGACUUGUCGAGUGACGGGCAAGCCUACGCCAAAGGUGGAAUGGUAUCACAAUAAGGAAAAGAUAACAGAAACAAAGGCGACGACACUGUCGCAGGAUGCGCAAGGAAAUUGCCAGCUCCAAAUAACGGAAGUUUUCCCUGAAAAUCAGGGCCAAUAUAAAUGCGUUGCGACAAAUAAGAUUGGCAAAAGCGUCACGAAGACAACUGUUAAUAUUCAAGCAUUUGAAUAUAUCCCCGAUUCUGAAAUCACUGGACUCACAGGAUCUGAGGAGGAUCUACUUGAUAGAACUAUCUCAAUCGACGAACAACCUCCGAAAAUUAUUAAAAAGCUACCUGCAAAAAUCGAACCCAAAGAGGGUGAACAAGCGAAAUUGGAAGUUAAGGUUAUUGGUAAACCAAAACCAAAAGUCAAAUGGCUACGUGACGACGAACAGAUAUUCGCCUCCGAGGAAUAUCAAAUCGAAAAUUUCGAAGAUGGGACCUCAGUGUUGGUCAUCAAUCAUGUAUAUCCCGAUGAUGUGGGCACAAUUAGUUUUGAGGCCUACAAUCCGUUGGGAGUAGCAGUAACAACUGCUCUAUUCGCAGUCGAAGGCAUCGUUGGAUCAAAGGAUUAUCGCAAGCCAGAAUGGGUGACCCACAUGGAAGAGAUGCAAGUCGCUCUCAAAGCUGCUAAAUGCUCGCCAUCGAUACUUAAUGAAAUGCGUGACUGUCGUGCUUCGAUUGGGGAAACAGCGAAGUUCUCCGUACAAUUUGCAGGCAAUCCGCAACCAGAUAUUCAGUGGUAUUUCAACAAUGUUCAACUGAGGGCGUCAGAAAAGUACCGCAUGGUAGUGCAGGAAUCAGAGGCAACACUUGAAAUAUUCAAGAUAACAAACGAUGACUGCGGUUACUACAACUGCAAACUGAUCAAUGAAAUUGGCAUGACAAUGACGCGCGCUAAGUUCGACAUAUCCUCCACAUCUGCAGUGGCAGAGGAGGUGGAGCAAGUGAAGACAAAGACUGUGAAGAAAAAGACGGCCAAAAAGACAUCGAGCACAACGGCCAAGCGAGCCAGUGCAUCUGAAUCUCAGUCGCUCCAUAAAACGGAAAUUAAAAUAGUGCCAUCGAGGGCUGUAGAGACGACUGUGAAUAUUGUGAAGGUAAAACAGGCUGUGCCCAUAUUGGUGGAGCACAGUGAAGUCUCGGAAGUGAUGCAAGUCAAAGAUCGUAAGAUAGCUGAUGCUGAGCAGCGCAGCAGAAUCAUUGAAGAAGUUGCAGAAGAGGCAGAAGAAAUCGAGUCCGAGGAAGAGGUCCUCGUUGAGAAGAAAUACACGUCAAGUAAAACGAUUCAGCUAACUGAAACAGUUGAAUUAAUACGCACAAAAAUCACAAUGAAAACCAUCAAGAUUGAAGACAUCUAUGAGAUAAGCCAGCACGAAGAGGUGCAAUGGCUGCUCGAGUCCGUCGAGGCCGAGUCGUUUGGCAAAAUUGGCGAAGCAGCGCUCAGAGACUUGGCCACCAUUGGUGUGCUCUUGCGCUAUGGCUGCACUCAUUAUGAGAUCACAUACAUGUACGAGCAGAACAUAUUCAUAUCGCUACAGAAGCCCGAAUCGCAGUCAGCUCUCGUUCAGCUCGUGGAGCGUGAAGGGCACGAGGAGCUGAUCACGCAAAUCCUAAGUGAAUCUUCGAACGAAGACGAGACUAUAUUGGCAGCGACAGUUGGCUUCAAAGCGUUCAUACGCAUGAUACAGACGUACGAAAUUACUAUAGAGACGGUGAUACGAAAGUUUCAUAGGGAGGAUUUCAUCUCUCACGAUUGGAAGAUAUGCGCAAAGGAGAGAAUAGUAGAGACAUCCCAAAUAAUUGAAAGUCAUGAGGCUAUAACGCGUGUGAAAAUCGAGGAAACAUUUGUCGAGGAACGCACGAUAGUUGUCGAUGAAGGUUUGAACAUAAACACAGAUGAACUGUAAAGUCCACAAAUAAUACCUACCAGUACUGAUGUAUCCCAAUGAACUACUCAACUACAGUUACUACAUCAAUUUAUGACACAGAAAACAAAAAACAUAUACAAAACAAUAA
Drosophila navojoa is the source of this 8158-nucleotide messenger RNA. It is a transcript of the gene sls, whose product is annotated as sallimus. The record is from RefSeq and is a predicted model, not a curated record. Gene Ontology annotation, molecular function: protein kinase activity; protein binding. NCBI's taxonomy places the organism in Eukaryota, Metazoa, Arthropoda, Insecta, Diptera, Drosophilidae.